UCUCUCUCUCUCUAAUAUCGCUCAAUGCAUCCGCUCAGCGCCUUCACAAUCUGGGCUUCAACCUCAGCUGGACUUAAAGCUCACACAGAUCGUUUUCGCGUGUCUCCGCGUUAAAAAAGCAAAAUCAGCGCGUGACUUUCACUCCGGAGCGACGGACGGCUGACAUCACACUUAUGAGGAUUUUUUUUUGGAUAAACACAGCAUUAUAAAAAUGGAGCUUUCGUUUUUUCCUGUGUGGCAGAUGAGCAUGACGAUCGCUCUCGUGAUUUCUGGGAUUCAGGCAGAAUCAAGUCAGUCUCAGAGUGCAUACUUCUUGCCUGAGUUCGCUCUCUCUCCACAAGGAAGCUUUCUGGAGGACACAACAGGAGAGCAGUAUCUCACGUAUCGCUAUGAUGAUCAGACAUCAAGAACCACACGCUCUGAUGAGGAGAGGGACAAUGGAUGGGAUGCUUGGGGAACAUGGAGUGAUUGCUCUCGCACCUGUGGAGGAGGAGCCUCUUACUCUUUACGGAGAUGUCUCAAUGGAGCGAAUUGUGAAGGAAGAAAUAUCCGUUACAGGACUUGCAGCAACACAGACUGUCCUGUCGAGUCAGGUGACUUCAGAGCUCAGCAGUGCUCCGCCCACAAUGACAUCAAAUACCAGGGACAGACAUAUGAGUGGAUUCCAGUGAGCUAUGACCCAAUAUCUCCUUGUGCUCUCAAGUGCCAGGCUCGAGGGAAGAGCUUAGUGGUGGAACUGGCGCCUAAAGUGCUGGAUGGCACGCGGUGUAAAGCAGAUUCUCUGGAUAUGUGUAUUAAUGGUAUAUGUCAGGAAGUGGGCUGUGAUAGACAGCUGGGCAGCAACACUAAGCCGGAUAACUGUGGAGUGUGUGGAGGAGAUGGCUCGAGUUGCCGCCUGAUCCGAGGCCAAUCACAGAUACAUGUCUCGUUAGAGGAACCCCUGAAGACGGUGGUUGAAGUUCCUCUAGGAAGCCGAGGUCUGAGACUCACAGCCAAGGGUCCUGAUAUCUUAAUAAUUGAAGCUCACAGUCUAAGCGACAGGAAAGAGGAGCUGGUGUUGAGCUCUCCAGGCUCAUACACUCUGGCCAACAGCACUGUGGAUUAUCAGAAAGGAAGAGAAGCUGACAGACAGAUCCUGCGCUGCCAUGGGCCGCUCAGUGCAGACUUCACCGUCAAGAUGAAGUAUGCGGCUCCUAAAGACACAGUGGUCAUGUUCAUGUUCUACCAGCCCAUCCGCUAUCAGUGGAGAGAGACAGACUUCUUCCCCUGUUCUGUAAAAUGUGGAGGAGGCUACCAGCUAAACUCUGCCGACUGUGUGGACAUCCGCUACAACAAAACUGUCACAGAUCACCACUGUCACAGCUUUCCAGAAAACACUAAACCCAAACCCAAGCUGAAGGAGUGCAAUAUGGAGCCCUGUCUCGAAAGUGAUGGCUUCAAAGAGGUCAUGCCUUACGAUCACUUCCAGCCUCUUCCACGGUGGGAGCAGAACCCCUGGACAUCGUGUUCAGUGUCAUGUGGAGGUGGAAGUCAGGAGCGCAGUGUAGUGUGUGUGGAGGAGGACAUGCAGGGCCAGAUUGUUCAGGUUGAGGAAUGGAAAUGCACACACUCCCCACGGCCUGUCUCUAAACAGAGCUGCAACAAUUUUGAUUGCCCUAAUUGGUUGGCAAUGGAAUGGUCUCAGUGUACAGUAACCUGUGGGCGAGGUUUGCGUUACCGUGUGGUUGUGUGUGUGGAUCAUCAAGGAGAGCACACAGGAGGCUGUACCUCUGAACUCAAACCCCACAUCAAAGAGGAGUGCUUAGUGCCAAUCGCAUGCCACAAACCUAGAGAGAGUGUGCCUGUAGAAGCCAAGGUCCCCUGGCUAAAACAAGCCCAAGAGUUGGAGGAGACCAGAGUGGCCACUGAAGAGCCAACCUUUAUCCCAGGCCCAUGGACUCCCUGCAGUGUGUCUUGUGGCAUGGGUAUACAGAAGCGCACUGUGAAGUGCAGAGUGUUUCUCUCCUUCACUCAGACUGAGGUGGAUCUUCCAGAUGAGGAGUGUGGAGAGGAUAAGCCUCUCCCCCAGAGAUCCUGCACCCUUGAAGCCUGCUCCAAAUUGCCAGAUCAUCCACAGCACCAACAGAAAAAUCAGACCAAGUCCUCCAAGAAAAACUAUGUUUGGGAGUAUAGGGGAUUCACACCAUGCUCAGUGUCCUGUGCUUUAGGCAGGCAGACAGCUGUUAUUCGUUGUGUAAGGGCUGGGCGUCGGGAGCUGGUGGAGGAUACACUCUGUGAUGAAUCACUCAAACCCCAAACCAUCAUGCGCAUGUGCAACCCUCAGCCUUGUCCUGCCAGAUGGGAGGUGAGCAUGUGGAAUGCAUGCUCGGUGUCAUGCGGCGUCGGAUUGCAGACGCGGAGCGUGUGGUGUGUGAGGUCUGUAGGAGCCAAUCACAGCGAGCCAGCAUCAAAUGUGCCAGCAUCUGAGUGCCGAGGACCUCGCCCAACAGAGGUUCAGGCCUGCAAUCAGGUGCAGUGUGUCCCUACCUGGGAGACAGACGAGUGGCAGGAGUGCUCCAGUUCAUGUGGCAGAGGAACACAGUGGCGUAAGGUUUACUGCAGGCAACGUUUGGCCACAGGGAGCUAUCGCCGCCUGCAAGACGAGGAGUGCGAUGGAGUUAAACCUGAUACACACCGGCCGUGUGUUAGCACACAGUGUCUGAAACCCCACCUAGUGGGUGGAGAGUGGUCCAAGUGUUCUGUGACAUGUGGGAAGGGAAUUCAGCGCAGAGAGCCUGUGUGUAGAAGGCAGACUGCAUCUGGUCAGCUGGUCACUUUAGAGAGGAAUGUGUGCAUUGGCCUUCAACCUCCACCUCUAAUCAGGAGCUGCCGAAUGAGUCCCUGCAACAAGCACAAGUACUCCAAGAAACGUUGUCCUCAGGUUUUGGGCCUCAAACGCAUCUACAUUCAGACAAAACAAGAGAAAAGACUUAGCUUCACAAUCGGUGGACGUGCUUAUCUUUUCCCAAAGACAUCAGUUGUAAUCAAGUGUCCAGUGCGCAACUUUCCCAAAGCCCAAAUUCGCUGGGAGAAGGAUGGUGUGGACAUUCAAAGCUCCAAACAUCUGACCAUCACAAAAUCUGGAGCCUUAAGGAUCUACAGCUUGGAAGUUGGAGACAUUGGGCAGUAUCGCUGCUGGGCUAACCAGGAUUCAGACACCUUCAUUCUAAAGCUGAUAGGCCAUGAUAACAGGCUGCUAGAACAUCCUGAGGGUAAAAAAUUGGUAAAGCAGAAAAUCAACAGCAGCUCCAGAACUUUCCCUAACAAAGAGGGAGGUAUUGUUAGAUCAAAGUGCCAGGACCAGGAACAGGAGGAGUUUUCUUUGACUAAGAAGGUCCAGAAACAUGGUCAAAGCUGGCUGCAAAAGAAUGAGCUUUAUCUGGAGGAGGACCAAACUAAGGAGCCUGUGGAUCCCAUGGAUUUAGGUAAUUAUCUUCUAGCAUCUACUUCUACUAGUGAUGCAGUGAUUUCAGCAGCUUCAGGUGCCUUCACUCUGGAGCCAGCUGAGUUUGAGGAACUGAUUCGAAACAUCAGCCAGCUUGCAGAAAGUGGAGAUGUGACAGAUGACCUUGCUUCCCAGCUUAUUGGGAAGCUGAUGGAGGAGAUAGCUGCAUCCCAAGCCACAACAGACAAGCAGACAAUUCAAACAGAAAGCAAACAUCUAGACAGAACGCCUAACUCCUCUGAACACUCUGGGGGGAAGAGUUUGAAGAGCAAAGCAGUUAUUGUUCGUCAUAGCACACAUGGAUCCACCAUGAGCUUUCAGAGAGACCUCAGUGUCAACGUGGGAGGGACUGCCUACAUAACCAAUGCCACUCGAAGCCUGACACUUCUGUGUUCAGCUCAGGGUAUCCCAACACCUUCCGUAUCCUGGACCAAAGAUGGAAUCCUGCUGCAAUCAAGUACUGGAAGACUGCACAUUGCAAACCCUGGAGCCAACGACGUUGGAAUCUACAGGUGCACAGCAAAAAACAAAAUGGGAUCGGAUUCAGAAACAACGCAGGUGCUAUUGGCUGAUCACCCUGCUAUCAUGGCUUCUUGGAAGAACAUAUCAGACCUGCAUAGUGCCAGUCUGAAAGUGGUCGUAGGAGGCAGAAUAAGAACCCAUAUAGGUGCCAAUCUCACUCUGGACUGUCCAGUUACAGGUGUUCCUCAGCCGAGUGUAAGCUGGCACCACUUGGAGGGCAAGCUGAGUGCCAACAUUAUUUCACUUACAAAUGGCUCUCUGCUACUUCACAAUCUCACGCUGCAGGACGACGGCACCUACAGCUGCGUGGCCUCCAAUCCCAUUGGCAAAGCUUCAGCCUCUAGCAGGAUCCACGUAGUUGAUGUCGGGGCAGUAUCUUAUGAGAAAAGUUCCUUGUUGAAGGAUGUGAACAGGAAACGAGUCGUGAUGGCCUCUCGCGCUGGAACAGUCAUCACAGUCAAACCUGGGGACAUCCUGAGGAUUGGUUGUCCAGUAGUCCCGAGCCACAGGAAACCCAUCAAAUGGUCAUAUGAGAAUCAAACCCUGAAGCAGACGCCAGACCUGCACUACCGCACACUUGCUUCAGGUCGCAUUCUUGAAAUACACACUCUGAGCAGUAGGUUUGAAGGACGCUUGGCGUGCCAAACCAACACAAACAAUCAGAUGAUCUCUGCCUGGAUUCAUAUCCUCUCACAAGAAUUUGAGUGGCGUUUGGCUGAAUGGAGUACAUGCAGUGCGAGUUGCGGAAAUAAAGGAUCUCAGAGCAGGAAGGUUCACUGUGUAAGUGACAGCGGGCAGAUGAUGCCCCCCUCGUCCUGCCAACAUCUUCCUAAGCCGUUCUCCCUAACACGGCCAUGUAACCUUCACGACUGUCCUCCCAGCUGGGGGUCCACCGUGUGGUCCAAAUGCUCCACAUCAUGUGGUCGUGGUUUCCGGCAGAGGAGAGUGUCAUGCCAGCAGCUAGAGGCCAGCGGGAGCAUUCAGGUUUUGGCCGAUGAAGCAUGUGAAGGAAUGUCACGCCCGGAACACAGAGAGCCGUGUGUUUCAGAAGCUUGUGCUGAGUGGAUCAGUGGACCCUGGGGACAGUGUUCCGGCCGCUGUCUCGGUCCAGCAAUGGCGACUCAGAGAAGAACAGUGAUGUGCAAGACACUGAAUGGCUCAGACACCAACACGGCCUGUGACCCCAGAGAAAGACCUGCCUCGGUGAGGAACUGCACAUCAGAAAUGUGCAAUGUUCACUGGAGGGUGUCUCCAUGGCGGAUGUGCACUGCUACUUGUGGAAGUGGCUUUCAGUCUCGCAGGGUUGAGUGUGUACAUCAUAACAACAAGACCCUUCCUGACCUUCAGUGCGCCUGGCAGCGUCGUCCUGUCACCUGGCAACACUGCAACAUCACUUCCUGUGGCAAUGAGUGUAAGGAUACAACACAUUACUGCGCAGUGGUGAAACGCCUCAGGUUGUGUCCCAUUGAAUUGUAUACACAGAGGUGCUGCAAGUCCUGCUCAGAAGACUCAGACACUAUCUAGUGCUCACUGAUGGAACAUCUCAAGCUUUUACAGCACACUGACUUCUGAACACUGCUCUUCUUUCCAAUCCAAGCACAUGUGGAACAAAUCUGAAAUGGAAGAAAUCCAGGACUUUGCUGCACAAAUGAGAAGAGAGUGCCGUUUUUGGGACACAGCCGAGUUUAAGUGGAUGCUCUGUGAAAUUUGGACUAAAGGGCCUUUAUCUAGGUUAAAGUGAGUUCUGGGUGUGUAUUGGCAAUUCGCCCCUGACAGAGAAAACAGCACUAAUUCAGCUCUCCCCUUUUCAUCAUUAUAUAAAGUUCAUUUAUCAGCCUUGUGUGUGGAAUAAUUUAUAAGAAUGUGUUUUGCUCUAUAUUUAAUCAUCAGGAUGAGAAGCAGAGAAUAUUGGACCAUUCACAUGUGUGAAGGGAGGUUAAGAUACUAGAUACAGCUGAAAGUGUACAUAGGGUACUUACAGUCGAAGAGAAUCCAAAAGUAUUUUACGGGAAACUCUUUAUUUGAAGGUCGUCUAAAUACUGACUUCAUAACACAUAUAUAAGCAGAGAAUAAAAUGCUUGUAGAAUGAUGUCGGAAUAUUGGGAAAAUACCAAUUUUUCCAGUCAUUCAAUAACCACAGAGAAUUAUAGUCCAAGAAGGUAUAUAGUUACAACCAAAGAAUUCACAUUCAAAAAGAUAAGAAGUGAUCUGUUUUGUCACCUGAAAAAUACAAAGCAUGUUUAUAUGCAAUGAAAAAUAGUCACCAACCACUUUCAAAUACAAAAUAGUGAACCUUACUUUAUCACUACUAACUUGGAUCACUAACAGCUAAAACGAGGCAGCUCUCAUAUCGUACACAUUUAAUUCAAUUAAAUAUAAUAGGGCGUGCUGUUAUCAGAAAUGAAUCCAUUACCACCCCAGAUUGCAUUAUUUUCCUUUAACAGCAUGUCCUGAAGUGUUCGAUUUCUCUAAUACCACAACAAUUUGCCCACAAGACUAAGACUAAGAUAUUGGGGCUGUCCAGAAUCUUGAAAAGACUGAGAAUAUAAUGCCAUACUAUCUUAAGACAGACUUCUAGUGUUCACAUGAGCGUCUGGUUCAUUUCAGGAAUAAAUAUAGACGGAAUUUAAAUUUGCAAUUCGAACACUGUUUAGCUUUGGAGUUUGUAAAUAAAUCAUUUUGCACAUGGACCCUGGUUACACAAACGAUCCCUGUAGCCCAUCAGCAAACCCGAGUCUUAUUCACUCACUCAAGCUGCUUCUUUAAUACAUUUUAAAUAUUAUUAUUUUUUAAAAUAUUUUUUAUAUCCAGUGUUAUUAUUAUUACUACUGCUAUUAUUAUUAUUAUUAUUAUUAUUAUUAUCAUCAUCAUUAAACCCAGAAAAGCUCAUUGUGUCAUUAGUAUCAGUACAUGGAAGUUUGAACAACUACAGUAAUAACCAGACUUCAACAAUUUUUCUAAACCUUGUGGCCAGAAAAGUGUAUAAAAUAUAGCAAUGCUGUGGCAAAAUAGCAGAAACCUUUUAGCCACAAUCUCUUAUAUGGCUUAUUUUAGGGAUUAUAUGCCCACUUCACAAUAAUGGGGGCUUGUAACAUGCAUUAAAACUGACAUUAGCUGCUGUUCAUAGAUAUUCCUAUCUUAUUCUAAAAACACUAUUCUGUGCUUAUGCAUGUGUUAUGAAGACAUUAUGUAGUUCACUUUAAUGUAUGAAGGAGUGAAAUGUCUUUGUUUUUGUUUCUUUAAGAUCACACUCGAGUCUCCAGUUGCUAUGCCUUUCAAAUGUACUUUUGUGUGUGUGUGUGUGUGUGUGUUCAACCUAUGUGCUGCAUUGUAAAUUAAUUCUUGUACAUAAUGUGUUUUUUAAGUGCAAUAUUGUACAUUGAGUGUAGAGAUCCUGGACUUAUUUUCUUACCUGCUAGUGUAGUAAUCCAUGUUUAAGACUACAGAAAACCUUAUCAAUUAUUCAUGUGGAUAAUCCAUGAGUUGAUGUCCUUCUGUAUUUAAACGCAUGCGACUUAAUUACAGUCUGAAAUGUUUGAAUAGAUACAAAAACCAUGUGCUGAAAUAAAAUACAGAUAUACAACAGUAUUUGGCUACUGAUGUGUUUGAGAGGGUGAGAGUCUUGAUGGAGGGAAUUCCUCAAAUUCUCUGUGUUAUAGCGUAAAGAAAAUAAAUACACUUUUGAGAAAGGG
Hemibagrus wyckioides is the source of this 7698-nucleotide messenger RNA. It is a transcript of the gene adamtsl3, whose product is annotated as ADAMTS-like 3. Bases 212 to 5530 code for a protein of 1772 amino acids. Gene Ontology annotation, cellular component: extracellular matrix. Gene Ontology annotation, biological process: extracellular matrix organization. The transcript has 31 exons. Gene Ontology annotation, molecular function: metalloendopeptidase activity. NCBI's taxonomy places the organism in Eukaryota, Metazoa, Chordata, Actinopteri, Siluriformes, Bagridae. The record is from RefSeq and is a predicted model, not a curated record.